CUAAUCUACAAACUGUGCCAGUUUGGAACCCACCCGAUGUACACUUUGUUGUUGAGGCCGUGGAACGUUGAGGGAAAGUGCGAGUGCAUUGAGUGGUCAAUUACUGUAUGUCAAUAUAGCGAAUAUUGGAGUGCCGAAGUGCGAGCCCCCCCCGAGGCAGGCUGCGAAUGAUCCUUCGUACAAUGAAAGCACUUCUACUUAUCACGGCCCCCCACUGCUAUUUAUUAACAAUGCGACAGAGUGCAAGGCGGGGGGCGAUGCAUGGUUUAGCUGCACACCAUGUGAUUGAUCCAGCAGUCAACAUUGAAACCAACCGACGGUUCCUUGGACUCGAUCUAAUUCUAUGCGCUCAGGGCAAGGAAUCUGUCUGCACUUCAUCCAAGCAAAUGCCCAAACCACAUUCCACUAUCGACUCCUCACUGAGAUAUUUUCGGAAUUUGCGCCGCGAAAAUGGAAAGUGGACACAGCGGAUUCUCAGUGUGGACAUUGUGAACCUUCACGCAACCGGCAGGGGCAAUCGCAUCUCGGUCACCCGCUUUCAUGACUUCUCGUGCGCAGUCCCGCUUGGCCGCUAUAUAGGAUCGAGCUGUCCGCCAGCUUCCUCGCCGGCAAGCCAUUACGAUAAUUGUUGCUGUAUCAGCUGUAGUUUCCUUCGAACGAAACCAAUGCCAUGGGCUCGCACUCAGCCCUAGGCUAGGCUUGAAGCUGAAGGCUUACCAAUCUGAUGGUACAGCCUGUUUCGUUGACAGGGUCCGUCACGUCAGUAUACUACUAAUGGACUGACAUCAUGCAUAUAUGCACAUCAAUUCAGCGAGACUGGGGAAGGCACUACUAUGUAAUGUGAUAUCGAGAACAGAAUUGACAAUGAGCUCCUUAGAAGCUAGCUUCUUCCGAUGACGAUUGAUCAUUAUAUGUAUUAUAAUCGAUAGAGCCAUAAUCAAUAAACGGAACGGUCAAACCA
Cantharellus anzutake is the source of this 961-nucleotide messenger RNA. RefSeq lists its product as uncharacterized. The transcript has 2 exons. NCBI's taxonomy places the organism in Eukaryota, Fungi, Basidiomycota, Agaricomycetes, Cantharellales, Hydnaceae. The record is from RefSeq and is a predicted model, not a curated record. Bases 168 to 692 code for a protein of 174 amino acids.